Molecule: messenger RNA, 715 nt
Organism: Manihot esculenta (cassava)
Lineage: Eukaryota; Viridiplantae; Streptophyta; Magnoliopsida; Malpighiales; Euphorbiaceae
Exons: 2
Coding region: 174-368 (64 amino acids)
Source: RefSeq, a predicted model, not a curated record
UUUGUACAGGCCAUAUCUUAUCUGGGGCAGAGAAGCAGAGUUCAGGUUCGCACUCUCCGAUUUAUGCAGCAUUCUUCUCUCAAUCUCUAUUGCUGAGCGAUCAUCCCUAAUUGAUUCAUAGAUCGACAAAUUCAGAAUUCUAGCUUCAGGAGCAAGAAGAAGAAGAGAGGAAAAUGGUGAAAGUGGCCACGUACUUUGCAAUGACAUUAGGAGCCUUCAUAUUCUGGCAGUCUAUGGAGAAGGUUCAUGUCUGGAUUGCCCUUCAUCAAGACGAAAAGAAGGAGAGACUGGAGAAGGAAGCAGAGAUCAGGAGAGUAAGAGAAGAGCUCCUUCGACAAACCAAAGAGAGGGAAGAUACUCUUGCUUAACGUCUCUUCCCUUUGUAUUGACCAUAUGCAUAAUUUAUCACAAAUCUCACGAAUUAAUUCAAGAGUAAACGUAUGUGGUGGCUCCUAAACGAACUUCUCUCUUACACCUGAUAGUCUCUAGUAAGCUUAUCGGAUUUGAUUGUCACUGGCACUUUAUUGUUCGGUUAUAUCAGUCACAACUUGUUUCUAUCAUCAGAACUUAAUGGAACCUGUAAUUUCACCUGUUCUUCAUAAUGUGCCUAAUGCAACUUUACUUGCUUUCGGGUUUAGUCGGAACAAGUAAUAAGAAGUUCACAUUGGUGAUCAUAUUACCCCUUUUAUAAAUAUGCUGUGGAACUUGAGUUUUA